Messenger RNA from Spirodela intermedia, 1144 nucleotides. Lineage: Eukaryota; Viridiplantae; Streptophyta; Magnoliopsida; Alismatales; Araceae. The record is from the annotation of a GenBank genome assembly.
AUGGACGGCGGCGUCGGACUGAGCGGAGACGCGAGCGGCAGCCACCGGAGGUUGCUGAUGGAGCCGGAGAACUUGUGCAAGCACCACAAGCACCAUCCCAGAGACAACCAGUGUAGCUCCGUCGUUGUCGACCACAUCAGGGUCCCCGUCCACGUCGUGAGUGUCCUCCUGAAACCCUGCCGUUCGCCUCACUGGUUUAGGUAUCUGAUCUGUCGGUCGGAGGUUGAAAAUCGAUGAUCGUUCGUUCCAGUUCCUUUGGCCCUCUUGCAAAGGGAGAAGCCCCAGUAGCCUCGCUGAUUUUUUUGGGAUGGCGAUUCCGCGGCCGUUCCUAAGCCAUCACUCAUAUCACUACAUGGAAAAUUAAGGGAUCUUUAGUACCUCCUGAUGGUAGAUGUUGACCGAAGUUGUUUCCCCCCCUGUUCCUUGGAGUAGGUGCUUCGAGCCUCUCUCAGAUAUGUCUACUCGUCAGGGAUUGCUUGUGACAGAGAUUUAACUAACAAUUGGUCAGAAUACUCCGGUGUUCUUCACGAAACAUUUCUUCCUUUGUUUGCGGGUGGCAGCAGGUGUGGUCUCUGGUGAGGAGAUUCGACCAACCUCAGAAGUACAAGCCCUUCGUGAGUAGAUGUGUGGUGCGGGGUGACCUCGAGAUCGGCAGCGUGAGGGAGAUCAACGUGAAAUCCGGCCUUCCCGCUACCACCAGCACGGAGCGACUCGAACUACUUGACGACGACGAGCAUGUUCUCGGCAUCAGGAUCUUAGGCGGCGACCACCGCCUCCAGGUCCGUGACAUACAUUCCGAUCUCGCUUUGCUCCAUUCCACAUCUGCAAAUCAACACCAGAUCUCGAUUCGUAGAUGACAUUAAAAAUUCUAGAACAAGAACAAAAACCUCACCCGGCCAUUUCACGUCUCUACUCGAUCUCUUCUUCUCCCCGUGCACCGCAGAACUACUCGUCGGUCGUGACUCUCCAUCCGGAGAUCAUCGAGGGGCGGCCUGGGACGACCGUCGUCGAAUCCUUCGUGGUAGAUGUCCCGGACGGGAACACCAAGGACGAGACCUGCUUCUUCGUGGAGGCCGUGAUCAAGUGCAACCUCAAGUCCCUUGCCGAUGUCUGCGAGCGCCUCCACGCGCAGCAGGGGACAUAG